AUGCUGGGCUCGCCAACCGACUCGUCCACCUCCUCCUACACCGACAGCCCCGUCUCCCAGCACCCGCCCGUCCAUGUCUGGCCAGCAGCACCCCGGGUCCGUCGCGUUCCCGAGCCCGUGAAAACCCCCCGGUUCUACUCCACCCCGCUGGACAAGGACGCUCCGGACUCGACCCCCCUGCAGCGCUACGGCCUCGAGGAGCGCGAGCCCUCCAUCUGCGAGCGCCCCAAGCUGCUGCACCGCUUCUCCCACGCCCUCGACGACAUCAAGGAGGACUUCACCCUGCCCGCCGAGCGGCUCCGCGCCUCCCGCCGUCUUUCCACCCUCAUCCUGCCCGACGCCGCCGCCCUACAGCAGCCGCCGCGCACCAGUCCCAGUGCCUCGACCACCUCCCUGCCCGUCCCCAUGGAGAGGGCCCCGCCGCGCACCAGCUCCUCGCGCAGCUUCCUGGCCGUCGAGGCUCCAGCCCGCCGUCUGAGCCGCCGCCUAUCCUCGUCGCUGAGCUUUUCGGCCAAGAAGAAGUUUUUCCGCGAGUCCCGCGGCGCCAGCAUCUCCCAGCCCAAUCUGAUCGGGUCGUCCACGCAGAUCUGGGUGUUCGGGUGUCGGCCGCUGCAGGCAAUCCGCCCCGAUCGCAGCCUAGUAUCUUCCUGGUUAGGCGUGGGCAGCGGACAUCACGACCGGCGCCGCCACAUGCACCCCGUGGUGCACCCUCGGCUCGCCGCGCAGCGAAUCAGCGCCGCACCCCGGCUUAUCAGCGAGACUUGGCUCGCGUCUAAGCAGGGGCUAUAUCUUGCUACUCUAGUCUACACGGAGGCCGUCCCGUGUGGCCACCUGGUCUGA
Messenger RNA from Aspergillus terreus NIH2624, 840 nucleotides. RefSeq lists its product as uncharacterized. Lineage: Eukaryota; Fungi; Ascomycota; Eurotiomycetes; Eurotiales; Aspergillaceae. Bases 1 to 840 code for a protein of 279 amino acids. The transcript has 3 exons. The record is from RefSeq and is a predicted model, not a curated record.